Amblyraja radiata (thorny skate) is the source of this 2087-nucleotide messenger RNA. Its product is annotated as sodium- and chloride-dependent neutral and basic amino acid transporter B(0+)-like. Lineage: Eukaryota; Metazoa; Chordata; Chondrichthyes; Rajiformes; Rajidae. The record is from RefSeq and is a predicted model, not a curated record. Gene Ontology annotation, molecular function: branched-chain amino acid:sodium symporter activity; (R)-carnitine transmembrane transporter activity; neutral, basic amino acid:sodium:chloride symporter activity. Gene Ontology annotation, biological process: (R)-carnitine transmembrane transport; amino acid import across plasma membrane; beta-alanine transport. Gene Ontology annotation, cellular component: plasma membrane. The transcript has 14 exons. The coding region runs from base 183 to 2069 and encodes 628 amino acids.
GAGCGGAUGAUCGCGGAUGAUGUGGGUGUGACGCUGGAUGCAGUCCAUGCCCGGAAGCAGUAGAACCUACUGGCCUUAUUUUUAAUGGGGCAGGCGUGGCUUGCUAAAGAUUUACGAUUCAGCCAUCCUGAAAUGCAUGUUCUUGCUGCGACCACGUUGACAAACACAAGCCACUCUCCAGAAUGGACAGGGGCGACUUGGGCUUGACACAGUGCGAGCGCCCACCCCGCUCGGCUGAGAACGCAGCCGCCACUGAUGGAGAUGUGGGUGAAAGUGACGAGAAUGUGGAGCGAGGCAACUGGUCCUCGAAGACCGACUACCUGCUCUCAGUGAUCGGCUGUGCUGUGGGUCUGGGCAACGUCUGGAGAUUCCCUUACCUGGCGUACAGGAACGGAGGAGGUGCGUUUCUUAUUCCUUAUGGAGUCAUGUUGGCACUUGCGGGAAUGCCCAUGUUUUUCUUAGAUUCUUCCUUUGGGCAGUUUGCCAGCAUGGGACCUGUUGGAGUGUGGAAAGCCGUGCCAAUUCUACAAGGUGUGGGGAUCACCAUGGUCCUUUUUGGGGCAAUUGGUGAAAUUUACUACAACUGCAUCAUCGCCUACAGCCUGUUCUACCUGUUUGCUUCCUUCCAAUCCCCGCUGCCGUGGUCAGACUGCUUCAGCUGGUGGGGUGCGGAUGAAACCUGCAGCCGGACACCCAGAGAUCCCCUCUGCAACCUCACUCUGGACGGCGAGUAUUCUGGAAUCGUUAAUACAACUUGGCUGCAGGCAAACAACAAAACUUGUUCCAAUGGAUCAGAAAUCCAUGUUCCUCACCAGGGUCCAAGUGAACAAUACUGGGAUAAGGGGGUUCUACAUCGGUCAACGUCAAUAGAUGAGAUGGGAGAGAUUGUUUGGAACCUGGCUCUCUGUCUACUUCUAGCCUGGUUCAUCAUCGGGGCCGCUCUGUCUCGAGGAAUCAAAUCUUCAGGAAAGGUGGUUUAUUUCACUGCAACAUUCCCGUACGUGGUUCUGACUGUACUUCUGAUCCGAGGACUGACCCUGGAGGGAGCCCGGAAAGGGAUUGAAUUCUAUAUUGGAAACCAGUCGGACUUCUCAAAGCUGGCUGAUGCUGAGGUCUGGAAAGAUGCAGCAACACAGAUUUUUUAUUCGCUUGCAGUGGGUUCCGGCAGUCUAAUAACCCUAUCAUCCUACAACAAAUUCCACAACAACUGUUACAGAGACACCAUCAUUGUCUGUGUAGUGAACUGUGCCACGAGUGUGUUUGCCGGAUUUGUCAUCUUCUCCGUCCUGGGACACAUGGCUCACGUACAGGAUAAGCCUGUUUCAGAGGUCGCUCAGUCAGGGUUCGGUUUGGUUUUCAUUGCCUACCCAGAGGCUCUUGCGCAGUUGCCAUGGGCUCCUCUAUGGUCCGUUUCAUUUUUCUUCAUGCUGAUCACGCUGGGACUCGACACUCAGUUUGCCACUGUGGAAACAAACAUAACAAUUCUGCUGGACCUGUUCCCUUCAUUUCUUCGGACAAAGCGCCUUUCUUUGACGAUCGCCAUUUGUUUGUCAUUCUAUGUCCUUGGCCUUGUAUAUGUGACACAGGCUGGGAUUUACUGGAUCAACUUACUUGAUCAUUUCUGUGCCGGGUGGAUUCUCAUUACAGCUGCUCUUCUGGAACUCAUCGGCCUGGGCUGGAUCUAUGGGGUGAACAGAUUCAUCAGGGACAUUGAGACGAUGAUUGGGGAGAAGGAUUGGAUGUUCUGGCUGUGGUGGAGAGUGUGCUGGUGUUUUAUCUCACCGUGCUUGUUGGUGGUGGUCUUGGUCUGGUCUUUGGUCACAUUCACCCCACCAACAUACGGACUCAUCGAGUACCCCACCUGGGCAAUAGCUCUCGGCUGGUGUACGAUCAUCUGCUGCAUUAUGUGGAUCCCCAUCAUUGCCAUUGUGAAAGUUGUCCAAGCUGAGGGCUCCACAUUAUACGAGAAGAUUUCUGCUGCUUGCGUGUCAGCUCCUGAUUGGGGUCCAUACUUGGAACAGCACAGAGUGGAAAGAUACAGAAAUAAUCAAGAUUUGCAGAAGCUCUAACAGUGUUAUACCUCUUGC